Messenger RNA from Papilio xuthus (Asian swallowtail), 1160 nucleotides. RefSeq lists its product as uncharacterized. Bases 113 to 1105 code for a protein of 330 amino acids. The record is from RefSeq and is a predicted model, not a curated record. The transcript is spliced from 7 exons. NCBI's taxonomy places the organism in Eukaryota, Metazoa, Arthropoda, Insecta, Lepidoptera, Papilionidae.
UUGUGGACAACGUCAACAACAAUACGGUUAUAAACCAAUUUUAAAAUAUAAAGCCGUUGUAAUUUCCUAGUUUCGUUCAUGUGGUUAUUUAUAUAAUAAUAACUACUAGAAAAUGACGAAUACCAAACAAAUCAAAAUAACAAAGUUAUUCCGAAAAGGUGCUACCAAAGCAUCCGAUGACUGUCAAGAGUUGCAGGAAGAAAUACAGGAGUUAGAAAAACAGCUGGGGCAAAAACAUUAUGAGUUAUUUCAGAUACAGCGCAAUAAGUAUAGAAGUAAAUCUGCCAAAGUCAAUACCUUACCUAAAAAACCCGAAGUUUUUGUUAGACCGCAGAUUAUUAUGCUACAAAAUUCAAUUGAUACAAUGAAGAAAAACCUGGAGCUAACAUCGAUGGUGUCAGGCAUGGAGGUGCAGUCUUAUGUGUCUGGGGAGCUCUGCUGCAUUGUCUAUCACUUGCAGCAUGAUUCUCAACACCAAAUUAAACACUGUUUGGAAAUUGAUAUGACCUCUGGUAAAAAUGAGAUUAAAAGAAGUUCAUUCCCACUUGGCUUUAAUUUCAAAGCCAUUAUUGAUGAGUUUGACAAUGUGAUGAAACCAGCAUGUCUUGGCUCUAUAAGAAAAGCUCUUGUUGCAUAUUAUGAUAGACUCACACAAUUUGAUGCUUUAAAGAAAUUAUUAAAUAUUGAAGCAAAGUUAUUUAAAAAAUUAGAUUCAUCAUAUAUAGAGAUAUCAUUUUUCGCUGAAGCAAAUGUGGACAAUGAAUGUGUUAUGAUACCUAUAGUCCUCAUCCUCGACUAUGACAUCAAUGAUAUAAGGCCUAAAACUUACAGAUUCAAUGAUUCAGAUUUGUCGGAGGAUAUAUCGAGUGUUCUUCACACACAAUGUACUGUAUUCAGAAAGAAAGAGCUUCAUAAAGCAUUCCGUGAUGCAUUCAUGGAUGGUAUUGGACCCUACAAGCUGUUGAAACAGCUAACAGUAGAUGAACCGAAUUAUCAGCAACAAAGACGCAAGCGCUUCCGACCCAACAAACACAACCCCCACAAUGAUGACACUUUUCUACCCGAGGAAUGUUCAGACCAGGGUGACAAUGAUGAUGACAUUUAAUUUAUACUGAGACUUUGCCUUGAUAUUAAUUUUGUUAAGUAAUAUAAAAUUUGAA